AUACAAUCAUUUGACCUGUAAUGAUCUUCUUAGUAUAAUCUACUGCCCCAGGCCCUGUUGCCAGCGUUCGAAUCCUAGUGUUGGUGCCGUGCAAGCUUGAGGUUAUUAUUCUAGUUGCCGUUUACUUGUCCAGGCGCUAAACCAACACGCUGGUACUACUGGUCGUAUCGACUAGCGCUAGUUAGCGCGUUGGUUACUUUUUACCACACAAACCUAUUGUCGACUCGAAUCUAAAUUGUACCGGCCCAAUUAGAAUUCCAGGUCCAAAGUACAAUUUUGCACUCGCGUGCAUGUGAUAUGGUGAUUCCUGGUCAGUGGAGGUUUCCCGAUCUCCGAUCGUGGCAGGUGAUUUGAAACAAUAAUUAUUGCAUUGGCUGACCUGAGAAUGAUGUUGCUGAUUUAGUUCCCGUUUCGUAAAAUUCUUUGGAUCCAGAAAAUAGUGUGGAGUUUCCUGGUUUGAGUCUGUGCUGCUGAAAAGAGCGGACAGAAUGCGCAGGAUCAUAAGCCGUCACGCGCUGCCUAGCCAUGGCAGCUAUACGUCUGUCGAUCCCUAUUUCGUGAUGCCGUUCAUCGUGAAAGGGUAUCGGCACGUAGCGUGCGCCUCGGACUGUGUGCUCAGUAGCCUGACGCUUAGCAACGAGCUGGUGAACAUCUGGAGUCACGUACUGGGCGCACUGUACUUCGUGUUCGAGAUCUACCGACUCAUGGCCCAACACUGGUCGUGGAACUCACCAGUAUUCAUCGCCGAAGAGCACUUUCCCCUGCUCCUGCAGCAUAUCGGAUGCGUGAUAGCGAUGAGUGGCAGUACGCUGGCGCAUGUGUUCCACAGCCAGUCGGAGUGGCACCACCAGGCAUGGUUCAUCGUCGACUACUUCUCCAUCAGCUACUACUGCGUAUCGACGGCCAUCGCGCACUACAGCUACAGCCGGCCCAUGGACCCGGACAGUGGUGCCAUCUCCGUCUUCUCAACCAAUGGCUAUCUAAGUAUGGCUCUUGUCCUGCACCUCUGCAUAUUCAUAUCGCAGUGCUACGUGCGAUUUGGUCUGUACGCAUCUCCCUUCAGGCCGUACGUGCUGAUCACCGGUUAUCUGCUGGCGUACACGAUCAACUUCCUGCCCUUCCUGAGCCGUUUCUUCUCGGCCGACGGCGAGCGCGGCCUGCCGUCGGACCAACACCACUGGGCGCAGUUCUUCUGGAGCUUUGCGAGCGCCGUGGUGAUGGCAGUGCACAUGCCGCAGCGACUGGCGCCGCACUAUCUCUACUUUCUGCACGGCCACGCGCUGAUGCACAUCGGAAUGUUCUGCAGCGUGCUGCAGCAGCGCACGGCACUGCGGCUGGAUGAACACCGGUGGCAACUCCUCGCCGACUCCGCCACGUCGCCACAGCCAUCUCUCCGCGCCAUAGGCGCUGUUCUGUGUCUGCACGUACUAAUCGGCAGCACUGCAGGGUACGUUAUAGCCUUCCACGGCAUCAACGUGGCGAAAAUCAAAGCACAAUCCGUUUCCGCCGAGCAUAGACAUUGAUGAAAGUAGAAAUUGGCUAUUAGACAGGCUUAUCGCUACCCACACUAAUGCUACUCUACACAGAGUGGUGCUUGUGUACGCAGAUGGAGACUUUUUGCUGGCGUAUUUGUCAUUCGAGAGACUUUUUAAAUGGGGCUACAUGUACGUUCAUGUAACCCCAUAUACUAACUUAUUUAGCAUAGAAAGAAAUAGUGACAACUUCAUGCGAGUGUAGUGUGGACUCAAUUUUCUGGCAGCUAGUUGCCACUUCAGCCUUGUUUGGUACCAUCGGUGGAGUGCAGACUGUAGAGUCAUAGUGAUAUGCCCCGCUGAUUGCAGUAGUCUCGUCAUGUGUGUAUGCGUAGUCCAGUGUGUAGUGCAGUGUUGUACUGAUCUUCCCCUCUACUAUUUUCUUUCCCCUCUCUUAUUCUCGCCCGCUGUUGACCUUGUACCUGUGAGCGUGGUGUGACUUCCGAAAUACGGUGUUGAGCCGAUGCGUGCGCUGUUGCACCCGACACUUG
Messenger RNA from Sycon ciliatum, 2023 nucleotides. RefSeq names its product membrane progestin receptor gamma-A-like. Gene Ontology annotation, molecular function: signaling receptor activity. Bases 489 to 1523 code for a protein of 344 amino acids. The transcript has a single exon. Gene Ontology annotation, cellular component: membrane. The record is from RefSeq and is a predicted model, not a curated record. NCBI's taxonomy places the organism in Eukaryota, Metazoa, Porifera, Calcarea, Leucosolenida, Sycettidae.